Molecule: messenger RNA, 2903 nt
Organism: Bacillus rossius redtenbacheri
Lineage: Eukaryota; Metazoa; Arthropoda; Insecta; Phasmatodea; Bacillidae
Product: coiled-coil domain-containing protein 96-like
Exons: 5
Coding region: 78-1487 (469 amino acids)
Biological process (GO): cilium assembly
Cellular component (GO): axoneme; ciliary basal body
Source: RefSeq, a predicted model, not a curated record
UGAUUUGAAGUUAAGGUGUUAUGAUAUUAUGUAGGCUGCACUAGUAAUCACGUGUACUAACUUUAUUUCAAUAAAUUAUGGCGGAAGAAAACUCAGAUGUACCGUCGGAUAAAGAAAUUGAGGAAUUAGAAAAUGAAUCCUUACUUGAGGAUACCGCUAAUGAUUCUGAUAAAAGCGAUGAAACUUCUGAGUCUAAUGUCGCGGUAACUGAUGCUCAGGAAAGAGACAUACACGACAGAUUGAGUACAAUACCCGAAGAAAAUGAUAGUUUAGCUAGUAAGAUUGAUAUUGUGGAAUUCAAAGAAACACGUGAAAUUGUGGAGCUCAGGGAAAGACUGUUUACAUUAGGAAAUGCAGUCGAGAUCGGGGGCAUGCCUGCCGACGGGGAGGCUGCGUCCGACGGCGCGGGACGUCGCGAGUCGGUCUCGGAGGAGGAGGCCGCGGAUCGCGCCGCGCAGGCGGAGCGCUACCAGAACCUCGUGAUGGAGCUGACGGUGGCCCGACACCGCAACCUGCUGCUCCAGAAGAAGGUGGUGGAGCACUUCAAGAAACGAAAGAUGGAGAUAGUAAGCCAAACCGAAGAGGACGACUUUGUGGAUCCCGAUGUGAAAUACCAGAGGCAGCUGCAGGAGUUCAAGGAGCUCAAAGACAAACUGAGCGAGCAGGAGCAGAUCAGAGAGAACGAGAUAGCCGAGCUCGAGGAACAGUCCCUCGAACUGAACGAAUCCAGCCAGGCCAGCCUGAACGAGCUGGUGGCGUACGUCAAUCAGGCUCUAGAAAAGUUGCAGCACGGCAAGGCUGAUAAAGCAUUCCAAAAUGAGGUGGUGGAGCGGCUGACGCGCCGCCUGGUGGGCCGGCUGGGCGAGCUGGGCCGGCUGCAGCUGGAGCACGCCCGGCUGCGCGACGGGGUCGCCGCGCGGGAGGAGAGGAAGCGCGGCCUGGAGGAGUGCUGCGGGGGCCCGCAGCUGGCCGACUACGCGCGGCUGCGCACCGAGAACCAGGGCCUGGUGGCGCGGGUGGAGGACCGCGACGAGGAGCUGGCCCGCCUGCGCGCGCGGGCCAUGCGCGCCGUGCACGACCUGGCGCACGUCCGGCAGAAGGCCUGGGCCGCGGAGCGCGCCGUGGGGGACGCGACCGGCCGGCUGCGCGACGUCGAGGAGCAGCUGGUCCAGAUGCGGGAGGAGGUGAGCGCCGCGAAGAAGCGCCGGGACCACCACCGGGCGGAGACGGAGCGGCUGCGGCGGGCGGCGGGCCUGGUGGUGGAGCCAGCGCUGCUCCGGGACUACGAGCAGAGCCUCGAGGAGGCGGCCCGCCUGUCGGCCGAGCUCCAGAACGUGCGCAACUCGCACCACGACGACCGGCGCCGGCUCGCGGAACUGCGCUCGAUGCUGCGGCUGGCGCGGCUGCCCGACCGUUCGGGCUCCGUGGAGUGCCUGCAGAUCUCGAUCCCGUGCCGUGCCGCGCCGGGCGGCGGGCGCAAGUGCUGACACCCUAGUCCAAACCUCACUAGUCGGAAAUUUUUUUUAUUCGUCAUUUUCACACACAGUUAAUUUUUUAUGUGCUUGGAAAACAUCUUUAAAGAUUCCAGUCCGCAGACACCUGUAAUAAAUUAUAUAUAUAUAUUUUUUUUAAGCAACUUAUUAAAGUAACUGAAAUUAUUUGUAUUUUUUUUUCUUUUGAGUUAUCAUUGACCAGCAGAUCAGAUUAUUCUAGUAGAGAUUGAGUAGAUUUGGUUUUUUAAUUCUUAUAAAGUGAGUUGUGUUUCAUCUUAGAUGUGUUUAUUACAGAUAUUUAAAAAAAAAACUAAUAUAACCUUGCAGUUAUUUUAAAAAUAUAUAUAUAUUUUUUUUUUUUUCAAAUUUUCAAAUGACAAACUAUAAUGUGCCGAAAUCACCCGGACCCAAUUGGUGCUGAAAUGGUCGUCGUUUGCCAGAGUUAGCCUGGUGCAGUUUCGUCCCUCCACACCUUCACUCUGUCCUUUCUAGGAGAAGGUGCUGAGUCUGAUCGGGUCGAACACAAAAUGGGUAUCAAGAGCUGAGUGCACUUUGAGACUUUUGCUUCUAGUGGCUUAUUGUCUUGUAACAGUGAACACAGAAAGUCUUUGUUAUACUGAACAGAGAGCAGUAGUAUUAUUUUUUUUGGGAGAGGCAGUGUAUCUUUUACACCAGGUUGAUAAAUGCAGUACAUCGCAUUAACGUCAGGCAGGAAACAAAACCAUGUAGUGUUAAAACAUCUUAAUGACACUUAACUCAAGAAAUAACAUGCCUCUAUUAGUUUCACAUCCCUAAAUCUUUUGAGUUUGUAGCAAUUUUUGUUGAGGGGGUAACAAUUUUCGACCGUUAACGAAAAUUCCGAUCGCACGAGGGGAAAUAGCUAGGUAUGUGGUGGGAGAACCAGGAGAGUAGGGGAAUAGUUAGGUACGUGGUGGGGGAACCGAUAAGAGUAGACAGCAGGGAAAUGUAGAAAUGACACAGCAUACUUGUACGCUUGCACUUUCGCGCUCUUGCACACUUUCAUGUGCGCGGUUGUUUCUUGAGGGUGGACGUCGCUCUAUCCCCACUCCGGGGCCGUUGGCGCGGUCGGUGAUUGGCUGAAGCAGCCUUGAGCGGAAUCCACGUGGCAGCGUGCGGCUCAAGUUGAACCCCGCCACGCUGCAGGGAUAGGCGGGUCGCGGCGGUAGGGACCCGCCUGACGCCUCCCUGACUUAAGGGAUUAUUUGGACAGAGGGAAACACAAUGGGGUUUGAGCUUAUUGUUGUGCACCAUGCCACUGGCCAUAUUUGCAAGAAAAUACUGUUCUUUAUGUAUUAUUUAUUUAAUAACUUGUGUAAAUCAGUAUUUCUAAACAGUGUUAUGUGAGUAUUGUUUUAGCUGUGUAACUUAAUAUUUUUGCUGGUAUAAACU